AUGACCAACGAGUCGUCUAACUUAUCGCAACGCGCCAUCCAGAGCUUGAAUAUUGCAAACCCGAUGAGGGAUGCAUUAAUGGAUGCAUGGGAUUAUAUAUUCCACCCUGUAAAUCCCGUCAUCAAUCUUGGUGUAGCUCAAAACGACCUCAUGAAUGAUGAGCUCGGUGAAAAGAUACCAGCAUCCAUUGGAUUUGAGUUGGCGGAUUUGAAUUAUGGACGUCCAGAAGGCUCCUAUCGCCUUCGACAACUUGUGGCAUCUACGAUAACACGCCAUUUCAAGCCAAUUCGAGAUGUCGAGCAAGAUCAUAUCAUUGUCACCGCUGGUGCAGGAGCAGCGAUCUUUUACCUCACCAUGGCAGUGACUGAUCCAGGUGAUAGCGUACUUGUGGUGAGCCCCUAUUAUGGCAACCUUGAUGCAGACGUCUGUUUCAAUUCACAAGUGGAUCUUGUACCAUUGUAUCUUAAUGAAAAUGGCGAUGAUUGGGAUAUGCAUGUCGAUGAUGAGGUAUUGGAACAUACUUUUGAUGAUGCUGUAAACAACAAAGGCAAGCGUAUCAAGGCGCUGUUGAUUACUAAUCCACACAACCCAUUUGGCCGGUGCUUCUCUCGAGAAGCAUUGGAAACGCUCCUUCAAUUUGCAUCAAGGCACCACUUGCAUGUAAUUUCGGAUGAAGUAUAUGGCUUAUCCACAUUUGGUGAUUUGGUGGUGCAUAGCCAUGAUGACACACACGUCCAAAAAGAGAGCUUCUUGUCAUUACUCAGCUUUCCGGACCUAGAUCAGGUGAUUGAUCCAUCACUUGUGCAUGUGGCCUAUAGCAUCUCAAAGGACUUUUGUAUGAAUGGAUUACGUAUGGGAUUUAUCAUUGAUCAGUAUAACACCGAGCUACGUAAUGUGCUAUCCACGUCUGCCAUGUUUAGCUGGACAUCAUCAAUCAAUGACCGCUUAGUAUCCAACAUACUCGAGGAUGAAGCAUGGGUGGAUCAUUUUCUCGCUACCAACAAACGUCGACUCGCUAAUGCAUACAAGGUCGCAGUAGAUGCGCUGAAGCAUCAUGGUUUAGAGUUUAUCCCUGCCAAUGCAGGUCAUUUUAUUACAGUGGAUGCGCGAAGUCUACUCAAGGAAAGGAAUAAUGGACCAUCUCCUACAAUUGAAGAUGAACGUUGGCUAUGGAAGACCUUGCUUGAUCGUGGAGUGUAUAUUGCAGCUGGUCAUGUGUUCCAUACACGCUAUCCUGGUAUAUUCAGAGUAACAUUCACUAUUGAGGAAGAAAAGCUACGAAAGGGUAUCGCCAUUCUCGCCCAAGUUUUACAAUCAGCAGCAUAA
Molecule: messenger RNA, 1326 nt
Organism: Lichtheimia ornata
Lineage: Eukaryota; Fungi; Mucoromycota; Mucoromycetes; Mucorales; Lichtheimiaceae
Exons: 5
Coding region: 1-1326 (441 amino acids)
Biological process (GO): amino acid metabolic process; biosynthetic process
Molecular function (GO): transaminase activity; pyridoxal phosphate binding
Source: RefSeq, a predicted model, not a curated record